Molecule: messenger RNA, 540 nt
Organism: Macrosiphum euphorbiae (potato aphid)
Lineage: Eukaryota; Metazoa; Arthropoda; Insecta; Hemiptera; Aphididae
Source: the annotation of a GenBank genome assembly
AUGGCUGAUCCUGGAUUUCCAAGUCAACAUACUACAACUACUACUGUCACGAAUACAGAAAUUAUCUCAAACCUGAGAUAUGACAAUGCAUAUCUAUACACACUAGAAGGAAAAUUGAAAAUUGCCCAAAUUGUGUUUGUUUUAUUAAGUCUUAUCGCAGUGUCAUUCUCUACAUACAGUAUGUGGUAUCAAAACAGCGCUGUCACAUCAAUAUCAAUGUUUGGAUUUUGGUUUUCUUUAUUCAUGUUGGUAUUCUAUAUAUUUCAUGUAGUUGAGUGUUUUUAUAAAAUACCAUGGCUUAAAAUUGAGAUGAUUUUUGAUGUUUGUUGGCCAAUACUUUACCUUUUAUCAGCAUCCUCUGCAGCGGCUUAUACUGGUUUGCAUCUUAGCUACAUGAUAAGUUUGUUAUUUGGAUUUGCUGCAAUGUUUGCGUAUGGAUAUGAUGCUUUAUUGAAAUAUCAAGCAAUACAACGUGGAGAAAUUGCACAAGGAAAUAUAGCUGUUCAUAAACAAACAACUACAUCAACAGCAUCAUACUGA